Strongylocentrotus purpuratus (purple sea urchin) is the source of this 1771-nucleotide messenger RNA. Its product is annotated as signal peptidase complex subunit 1-like. The record is from RefSeq and is a predicted model, not a curated record. The transcript has 4 exons. Gene Ontology annotation, biological process: protein targeting to ER. The coding region runs from base 158 to 481 and encodes 107 amino acids. Lineage: Eukaryota; Metazoa; Echinodermata; Echinoidea; Camarodonta; Strongylocentrotidae. Gene Ontology annotation, cellular component: signal peptidase complex; endoplasmic reticulum membrane.
AUGGCGCUACAGGAUUAUAAUUUAGCAGCCGGGAAGAACACGUAUGUUUAUGAUUUUUCAUGAAAAAUACCAUCAAAGGUGAAAUAUUUGCCUUCCAGGAUUAGCAAUUAUUACACGAAUUUUCAAUAUUCUAGAGACCAUCAUCACAGACUUUAAAAUGGGAUUCUUGGACAGCAUACCAACCCAUAUGGAUUAUACGGGACAGAAACUAGCGGAGCAGAUAUUCCAGGCAAUAAUCAUGCUGUUUGGGGUUGUAGGGUUCGUCUGGGGUUAUGUCUGUGAGCAGUUCGUCCAGACUGUCUACAUACUUGGUGCUGGCUUUGUUCUUUCCUGUAUAUUGACCUUACCACCCUGGCCCAUGUACAGGAGAAAUCCAGUCGCAUGGCAGAAGCCUCAACAACAAGCAACCAUCGCGCCGCCAGCAGAAACUACGACACAAUCAGCAAGGAAGUCAGGGAAGAGGAAGGACAAAUCCAGAUAGAUUUGUCACAACGUUUCAUUAAAUGUUCCCAUUAUACGACGUUUUGUUUCUCUUUAGGCUAGUCAAAAGUAUUUCAAUUUCUAUUUAGACAAGUUAACUCAAUGCCUCACAAGUAAUCUACCUGUGCCACAAUGGAAGGACAAAUCCAGAUAGAAUUGUCAUUUGUCACAAUGUUUCAUUAAAUGUUCCCAUUUAUUCAAUAUUUUGUUUCUCUUUAGGCUAGCAAAAGUAUUUCAAUUUCUUUUUAGACAAGUUAGAUCUUUAAAUGCUAUUGUGGCACAGGAAGAUUAUUUGUGCCACAUAUAAAGAGUUAACAGUCAUAGUCUCUUUUUAAUAUGCCACUGGCACCUAUUCUUUCUUCUUCUUCUUCUUUUUUUCCCGUAACUUGCGGAAAUUUUUCUUGCAAUUUAUCUUGGACAUAACUUAAUUUGGAUAAUGGCAAUUGUUUAUAAGAUAUGGCCCUGAUUUGAUGUAUGAAAAUAAAAAUCUACAGGGAUUCUGUCUUGUGCACCCAAUUUCACUGCAUAAGUAUGCUUGAUAAAACUACUUGUCUUAGGGUAAUACCUUUUUAAUAUAAUUGUGAGCACUUUUUUGUCAAUGUUGUUUCGGUGAUUGUUUGUAUCAUUGUCUUUUUAAAUUAAUGUAGCAAACUGACAAUGCCAUUAGAGUACAUCUGUAUUCUGACACAGUUUUAAAUACUUUUGAUGUUAUUGUUCAACACGUACACGGUAGCACUGGAUAAUAUGCAGUACAAUAGUGUACUGGUCACUCUUGUACAUCAUUAUCAUUAUCCAUUUUGAAAAAAAAUCAUGAGCUCAUAGUUUGUUUUGCUAUUCAAUUUUUUGUCUUCUUUUCUUUGUCCUUUUUGGUAUGUUGCUUGUACGUUCUUAUAAUGAAUAUUAUUUGUUUGUCUUUGAUGUUUUUUGUCUUUGGUUAAAUUAUUUAGUGUAUACCAUGUACAUUCAUUUCCUUUUUUCCUCAUCCACAAAUAUUCAAAAGACAAACUAGAUAAAAUUUAUCAUGAUUUGAAAUCUUGUUACUGACAUCUUCAUUUGUUUUGGUACAUGUAUAUAAAGAUUAUUUCAUUCCUUAGCUACAUGACUUAAAGAUUUAAUACUGUGUAGUGUGUACCAAAUUUCUUGCACUUAUAUCUCAAUAAGCUAAAUUUACCAAUUAAAAUAUUUGUUAAAUUGAGAAUGGAAUAUUCAUGAAUUUCUUUAUUCUUGGUGCCUGGGAGUUUGGUUGUUUGAAAUACUGAAUAAUGGAAAUAAAUUUCAUAUGUCUCAAAAG